GGAGAGGAGCGCGCGGGUUGAUGCAGCGGGCAGCCGGCGGGGUUACGGGGGAGCCGCGGGGCGCAGCGUUUGCCCCCCGUCCUCUGCCCCUGCCCCCCGGGGGGUCGCACCCCGGCGCCGCCUGCCCCCGGUGCAGCCCCGUUUCCCCGCGCCGUGCCGCCGGGAGUAACAUGGCUGGUGCGGUAACUACACCGGGACUAACUCCUCUUCUCCCCCGCAUGGGCAGGGAUUUUUCGCCGCCGCCCGGCAAAACGCGCGGCGCCCUCGGGUUUUAUUUGCCCCCCUUUCCCCCCGGGUGGGGAUGGCCGGGGCUGGUGGCGGGGGGAAAGUUGCCGGCCGUGCGCAAUGCCGUGCCUGCUGUUUAUUCUGCAUUAAUAUGGCUGUCGCUUUAGCAUCUGACAGGGAUAAACCCUGCGCGCUGCGCCCGUGUGUCCCGGCGAAACAGUUUUUUUUUCGGCCCCGCCGCCUCCCGGCUCCCCCGGUGGCUUCGCCUCCGCCCCCGCCGCCCUUCCCCUGCCCGGCCCGGGCCUUUUUGCGGGGCUGAGCCCCCGGCCGAGCCCCGCAUCGCCUCUUCCCCGCGCCGCGCCGCCCGUGCUGUGGGCAUUAACAUGGCUGGCGCUGGAGAGCCCGGCGAAGGGAAGAAAGACGUAGUCAAGAUGGCUAAAGGUGACCCGAAGAAGCCCAAGGGCAAGAUGUCUGCCUAUGCCUUCUUUGUGCAGACGUGCCGUGAGGAACACAAGAAAAAGAACCCAGAGGUUCCAGUCAACUUUGCAGAGUUUUCCAAGAAGUGCUCAGAGAGGUGGAAGACCAUGUCAAGCAAGGAGAAGGCUAAAUUUGAUGAAAUGGCGAAGGCUGAUAAGGUACGAUAUGAUAGAGAAAUGAAGGACUAUGGACCAGCUAAGGGUGGCAAGAAGAAGAAGGACCCCAAUGCCCCAAAACGACCACCGUCUGGCUUCUUCCUGUUCUGUUCAGAGUUCCGCCCCAAGAUCAAGUCCACAAACCCUGGCAUAUCCAUCGGGGAUGUAGCAAAGAAACUUGGUGAAAUGUGGAACAACCUCAGUGAUGGUGAAAAGCAGCCUUAUAACAAUAAGGCAGCUAAGCUGAAGGAGAAGUACGAGAAGGAUGUUGCAGACUACAAGUCUAAAGGAAAGUUUGAUGGCGCAAAGGGAGCAGCAACCAAAGCUGCUCGGAAAAAGGUAGAGGAAGAAGACGAAGAGGAGGAGGAGGAUGAAGAAGAGGAGGAUGAAGAUGAUGAUGACGAAUAAAACUGUACAAUACUUGUCUCCAUGUGAAUACCAUAGAGUAGGGGAAACACCAUAAAUGAAGCACCUCUUAUUUGAGAUGGUGUCUCUUGCCCUUAUUAGGCUUAAUUAAAAAAAAAAAUUGGAUUCCGAUCGCGUUGUAGUUUCUAAAAGUGCUCUAGAAAUUGUAACUGGUUUACAUGAAGUGGCCAUGGGUGUAGUGAGCACCCUGAAACUGUAUCAAAGUUGUACAUAUUUCCAAACAUUUUUAAAAUGAAAAGGCGCUCUAGUGUUCUCCUAACUCUGUGCACUUUGCUGUUGGUGUAACAAAGCAUUUAAAAAUGUUUCAAGCAUUUUUUUAAUUUGUAAGGUGGUGUUACUAUAUGGUUAUUGGCUAGAAAAUCCUGGGUUAUAAACUGUACAUAUCUAUAGUUUGUAAAAACUAGACAGAUUCUUGUGGUACAUGCUUAGAGUUAUGAUGCCUUAGAGGAGCAGUGAUUACUGGGAAAGGCUGUACGUUCCACGGGGUGCCAUGGCCCAAAGCAUGCACUGUGAGGGUAGAUCUAUUUACACUACAGUGGGCGUCCAUUUAGCUUAAAGUUGUCUUUCUGUAUAUAGUGAAAUAGCAUUCUGCUGCCAUUCUUAGUUGUGGAAGGGGGUUCAGCUGGCAUGAGAAGUGUAUGGAUUUUUUUAGUUAAGUGCGGUAGUUUUUAAACUGAAACUGUAGACAUCUCUUCAUCGUCAACUAAGUGAAGAGCCAGUGCAGCAACUGAAGUUCAAAAACACUCUGUACUUAAACAAAUUUGCAACGUUCUGUUUUUUUUGUAUGUUUAGAAUGCUGAAAUGUUUUUGAAGCAAAAUAAACAGUAUUACAUUUUUAAAA
This is a messenger RNA of Cygnus olor (mute swan), 2124 nucleotides long. It is a transcript of the gene HMGB3, whose product is annotated as high mobility group box 3. The transcript has 5 exons. The record is from RefSeq and is a predicted model, not a curated record. Gene Ontology annotation, cellular component: nucleus. Gene Ontology annotation, biological process: regulation of transcription by RNA polymerase II. The coding region runs from base 609 to 1265 and encodes 218 amino acids. Gene Ontology annotation, molecular function: DNA binding, bending. NCBI's taxonomy places the organism in Eukaryota, Metazoa, Chordata, Aves, Anseriformes, Anatidae.